Messenger RNA from Hypoxylon trugodes, 5853 nucleotides. RefSeq lists its product as uncharacterized. The transcript is spliced from 2 exons. Gene Ontology annotation, biological process: telomere maintenance. The record is from RefSeq and is a predicted model, not a curated record. NCBI's taxonomy places the organism in Eukaryota, Fungi, Ascomycota, Sordariomycetes, Xylariales, Hypoxylaceae. Gene Ontology annotation, cellular component: nucleus. Bases 332 to 5665 code for a protein of 1777 amino acids.
CGUCGCGUCUUUUUCAAUCAUUUUUAAUAUUGAAUGGCCAGGGGUGUCCGUUGUCUUAACGACAUAUCAAGACAUUUUGCAUGUACUAUACGUAGUCAGUUCACAUCUACUGAAUCUGACGAAAAUAAACCUCAAUUUUUCUGAUAGUUCCUUCAUUAUUUUUCUGUCCCUUUUCAAUUACUCAUUGGGAUUAAUAGUUUUUUCAAUUGAGGCUCGUGGAUUUUUCUUAAUUUUCCUUUCUUUUUUUUUUGUCUCUUUCGUUCGUACAACACAUGAUAUUUAAAACUUCGGUCGAUUCUUUGUGUGGUGGGAGUUUCUGGCUGGAGUCGCCAUGGUAUCACAAUCAUCUCCUAUUCCAAGAAGUUUGGAAGCUUUGCCUGCGAGACCGCCGACUCCACCUCGAGAAAAGAAACAAGACAUCGAUUCGUCCAAGAAUAUCCUAUCCGCCCAAUCCGCCGAUGCCCGAUUAAAUCUACAUACACCGCCGAGUUAUUCCCCAGAUCCUGCCGAUACCACCAACACAAGUUCUCGAAGAUUGCGAAAGAAGGUUGGAUUUUUAGCACAAGCAGAAUAUCGAGAAGCUCCAACAUAUGCGAACAAAGAAAAUGUUGGAAAACAAUCUACACCCGGCUCGGUUCCUUCAUCGACAAAUUCGUUGAAACCUAUCAAAUCUAUUUUGAAACAGACUUCGAGCCCCGGCCUAUUAAACUCGCUAGACCCAUCGACCAUUGGCGACGACGGGUUCGGGUCGGUCGAUGUUGUCACUAUGUUGGAUUCCACGAUCCAGCAGCUCGCUGGAGCUGACCGAGACUCCAAAAUCGAUGCGUAUACGUUGCUAGUACAGACAUUGAAAACGUCUAACAAUUUACCCGAUCGAUUCGCCCUACAAGACAAGAUGAGUUUAUUCAUGCAGUUCAUUCAACGGGACAUCACAGCGUAUAGUCCAAGCGGAAAUAUGGAUAUGUCUAUGGUAAACCACGCCAUCACCUUGCUCUGCACCUUUUUAAAUUUCCCUGGGAUCGCCUCGACAUUAUCCUCCGAUUUCGGUUGCUUCAUCGUCGACCAUUGUAUCAAAUCUUUCGAGAAUGAUUCAAUGCCCAAAGAUGUACUCAGACAUAUGAUGCAAAUCGUGGCACUACAAAACUUCUCGGCGAAGGUUAUGACAGCGGAUCGCGUUGGCCGAUUAGUAAACGCUCUUCACAACAUCGACGAACAUGUCAAGGGGAAAAGCAUUUAUAUGUCUCGUAUCGCAAUCUAUCGGAAAUUGAUCAAACAGUCAAAAUCUCAUAUGGUCACACAUACGGACUGGAUCUCGGAUUUAUUCACCGACAUGGUUAGUACCAUCAAGGAAAUCCGUGCUUCAGCUAUCACGCUCGGUCUGGAAGCCAGUUUCACAGUCGCAAAGGAGAAACAACUAUCCAGGAAGGUUAUGGAAAAUCUACAAUUCCCAGAUGGUGAGAUCAAGUAUAUGAAUUACUACGCCGAAAGAUUAAUGGCUAUGACAAAAAACAAGGCCGACUCGGCCUCAGUUCCUCAAGUAUGGAGUGUCGUUAUUCUUUUACUCAGGUGUCCAGUUGAUCGAUGGGAAUUUUUCAACCCUUGGUUAGAAAUUAUCCAACAAUGUUUCAACAGCGGAGACUAUUACACCAAACUUGAAGCCAACUAUGCUUGGAAUCGUCUCGUCUACAUUCUACAUCUAAACGAUUCAUCUCUUUCGAAAACCAUCCAGAAGGUGUGCCAGCCAUUCAUCAGUCAGAUGAAAAGGAAAGGUAGUAGCAAGAAAUUGGACGAACUACGAAAGGCCGUCAUUGCUAGUAUCUGCAACCUCUACUAUUACGUUUUCAGACCAAACAUAAGUACAAUACAGGUCGGCAGCUAUUGGGAUGCGUGUGUGCGUCCCUUGAUUCAACGAUUGGUUUCUCCUGAAGUAGACGGUAAACCAUCAGAGAAUUCUGCGGUCGCCACCGAGAACCUCACUCAGGCCACGUUAAUACUCACCGGAUUAUUCGAUUCGACAACACCUCGAAUGUGGAAAGAAGAUCGGGUCGCCGAAAACUCCCCGGUUAAACCAGAAGAAUUGCCUGCGUUGGAUCCAAAAUGGGUCAGGCAAAACUCUGCGAGGGUAUUUUAUGUAGUAGAGCCUAUUCUACAAAAGACAUUCCUCGAUCUCGCGAACCCCGAUUCCGUUUCAUACAAGCUUUGGCGCACACUUGUUGGUGCCGUAGCUACUGCCGCGUCCAAGGAAAUCAAGGUAUCUACUGAUACGGCCACCUUCAUGGCGCACGCCUUCAGUGUGUUAGUCAGGAUAUGGACGCAAGGACUCACCCAACCCGAUGUCGAUGUCCAAACCGAUUCAUCCCAAACAUUCUUAGAGGCAAUACAAACCUAUAUCAUGAUGAUAAUAGAAUCGUUGGGCCUCCUACCAUUUACCGAAAAACUACUUUCAUUAAAUCAACAGAAUUCCUUUAUCCCAAUAGCAACGCCCUCUCGUCGUUUGGAAAAGGGCCAGGGCCUAACACGAACACCUCUUCACCACCUAUUUUCUAUACUCUCUUCGUUACCUCCAGGGAUUCCGGAUGAUGACGGCUUGUCAAACUUGAUCCGAGUUGUUUUCGACCCUUUCCUACUCUCCCGGUCUUCAUCUUCCGGAAAAGUCGAUCUAGCCCGCGAAUUCACGCAAUUACUACCUAUGGAUGCCUUGGUUCCAUAUGGACCAUGGGUUUUCAUUUCCGAUGUGUUAUCUCUAUCUUUAGAGAGCAGCCAGGCUAGUCACCAGUCCACUGCUUCUGGGAGUGAUCCGACAACACCCGGUCAUGAGUACCGUGAAAUCGUCAAGCACUUAGAAAGGGGCCUUCAGUCAACACCACAUCUGCCUUACGACCAAUGGCAUUCGCUGUUCCAAUUAUUAGUGACUCGAGUCACAUUUGACACAGGCGAGGCAGGUUGUGCUAUUGCAGUAGUAGAACCGUUAGCUAAGAACCUCGUGGAAUCUCUCUCGGCAUUUUCUCACGAUGCGAUACCCUAUAAUCACUUAAAGAGUAGUAUUGAGUUGAUUGCUACCGCCAAACAGCCUCGGGAUAAGCAGGCGCUCGAUGCUGCUCGACGACGUCUAUGGGGCACAUCCAUUUCCGGAUCUAGGACCGCUUCUUUUGAUCCCUUCGAGAACUUUUACCGACUCGUCAAUCAACUACUCGAAAUUUCAUACGUACAAGCAGGACAUUACGACCAAAACGACAUCAUAGUACCUUUGCUUAAAGAGGCCGCUGACUUCCUAACACGUUGUACUUCUUCUCUUGUCUUCAGAUCAGUAGUUCAAUUGCAACAUGGCAUCAGUCUAUGGAUUCAAGACGCAGAUACUCAGUAUAGCAGUACCCAAUCCUCGAAUGUGUCCGAAGCUGUGGAUAUUCUAUGGGAUCGAAUAUGUGGUCUAUUUUCAGACGCAAGUUCACCCAAUGAUCUACAACUCGACACUGUUGAGGAAUUGCUAUGCUCAGCAUUCCAAAGUAAGCAUAGACAUGUUAUCAAUACUAUCUCAGCUCUAUGGAAUCGCAUUUUCGAACAAGUUGAAGAGAUUCAAUACCCGGAGAAACUCAAGGAGGUCCUCAUUUCGAUCCAUUCUUAUGUCGAUAUUACACUUCCUGGUUUAGAUCUUUCGAGCUAUGAAUUUAGCGGACAAGAACCAACUUUUAUUGAUUCCCAAGAUGACUUGGUGGCGGAUAUUUCUUUCGAUGUGGCCAGUCAUCAUCAAACUCCACCAGUUGAACGGCCUUCAUCUUCCAAACAGCCCCCUACUCCUGGGUCCGUUCGGCUCUCAUUACCUACGAAACGCCAAACUGAUUCUACUCCUCGACCAAAAUCAGCGAGACGUAGUGCAACCCCAAAGCUGCGACAUGACGAUUCUCAAAUUCAAUUCGCUGCCAUUCAAUCAUCUUCUCCUGGUCCUGAUGCGAUGGAGUCUCAACAUUUAACGGACCGUCAAAAAGAGGUCCGUGAGCGACAAAAGGAAAAUGCCGGAUUGUUCCCUGAAAUCCGAAGUAGCGUCGAAAAGCAAACGUCUCGACCUACCUCACGACAUUCAAUCCAAACGAAGAUUCCACAACAAGCGAGGGCCUCGACACCUCAACCAAAGCAUAAUCUUGAAGAUUUCGUAUCCACGCCGACGCCUCGACGUGGCGCAGCUACUAUUAUAGAUGAAGACCAUGAAAUGACAGAUGAUGUUCCUUCGUCACCACCGGAGCCUCGUCGAAAUCUACUUGCAGAAAUGAGACCCAGGUCCAGAAGCAAUAGUGUAUUUCAGGAAUUCCCAAUACUAUCUUCGCCGAUUUCUGGAUCUCCACGUAAACAGCAAGCACCCGCUGGGGAUGCCCAUGUGGAUCAGGAGAGUAGUGAAGAUAUCGAGGAUAGCGUCAUAGAAGGAGUCGAGCAGGAUGAGGAAAACAAAGUAGUGGUCUCCAAGCCCAGUCACGAGCCUGCGACUGUUGAGGACGAUAACGCCAAUGAAAUUCAUACUCCAAAGAGACCAUCGACUCCAGAGAAAAGGCCCUUGGGUAAGAUACUAGGGUCUUCGCCUCGAUCUGGUCCUGAUGAGUUUGUGGAUGCUCUCACUAGCCCAACUCGUUUAUCUCCCCGGACUCUUCGAAGCAAUGCCAUGUCAAAGAGUAAAGAAGCCGUUUCAAGCCCUCAAUCGUCGCCUCAACCUCAUGAUCGUUCUUUUGAACUUAGCGAUGGUGAAGAGCGAAGCUUGGCACGUCUGGUCGUCGAGCUUGAUUCCAGGAAAUGCGAUCCUAUGCCCAGGUAUGAAACCGAAUCGCCUGAGAAACCUCAAGAGACAAGUACACCAUCUAUUGAUUGUAUUACGGUAAAUGCGGGCUCGAGGAUGACACGCAGUCAAUCCAAGAAGCAAGAGAAUGAACAAUCAUCGCCAGUCGCUCCUUCGUCAUCUGCAGAGAUGGAGAGUCUCCAUCCUCCAUCAGGCAAGAAGUCAAGAAGGAAGAGAAAGCGAAAUACAGAAAAGAGCCAAGAAUCGAGUAGCCAUAAGAAGCGAAGGCAUCAAAAGCAAAAGGAAGAAGAACCGGUUCAUGAUAGCCAAAUUGAUGAAGUUGAAAUGGCUGAUGCAGCUGAGACUGACGCUGCCAUGGAAGCAAGCGUGGAAUUGGAUACUGAUGUAGAUUUGGGCACCGACGCGUCCCUAAUCUCUUCGCGAUAUUUCUCGAAACAAGAACCCAAACAAGAAAGCUCAUCGCCGAUACAUGACGACAGUUAUCUGGAACGUAGCGAUUCUGAUACAGAAGCGGUACAACUACAAAUCAUUACCGAAGCAUCUCAACAAUCAGAAAGUGCCCCUACUCCUCCAGAAAUAUUGAAUGACGAUGAGGCAUUGGGUGAUGCAGAUGUUGAAAUGGUUGAACAGGAAGAGGAGGAUGAAGAAUAUAAGCAAAAGGAAGCAGCAGCGGGCAAGGCGAUUGAAAUCAUGGCUGAGCCAUCUGCUCCAGUCGAAGAACCAUGUGAGAAAUCAGCCGCCGAAGCAAUCAUGAGUGCGCUGAAGAAUGGAUUGGAAGGUCUUCGUUCGGCGUCGUUGACCCGAGAAGAGGUGAACAAGAUCGAAGAUAUGUUCUUUGAUAUCAAAAAGGAAUUAUACCAGGCGGAAAGCCGGAGCCGACGUUAGGUUUUUGCAUGACAGAGGGGAAAGGGUAUCUAUCUAAAGAAACGGUUGGUAAGGGACAUGACAUAGUUAGGUCUUAGUUGUAUCCAAUUAUUACGAUAAUGGGUCAUUGGCAUGGAGUUAAGGAGUUGAAGUAGAUUACCUACCAAGUCUACUCGAAUUGAAUAUAUGAUAUAAUAUUUAUAUGCUAC